Molecule: messenger RNA, 1198 nt
Organism: Helianthus annuus (common sunflower)
Lineage: Eukaryota; Viridiplantae; Streptophyta; Magnoliopsida; Asterales; Asteraceae
Product: glutathione S-transferase T3-like
Exons: 2
Coding region: 84-611 (175 amino acids)
Source: RefSeq, a predicted model, not a curated record
AACAACCUUCACACCCCUCCUUUUACAACACCCAACCACCCAACCUUCAAGCCAAUUUCGGCUAUUUUCAAAAUUUGUUAUCAAUGGACGCUCCUCCUCAAUCCCCCGCCUUCGACCCAUAUGCUUUUCGUGCCCCACAAGUUCCAUCACGAGGAAAUGUCGAACGUCCUCUACGUAUUUACGACGACGAGGACGAUGAGGUAGUGCCCGAAACUCAAAAUUUGGGCGACGAGGACGAGAACGAGGAUGAUGAAUAUAACGUGGAUGAAGACGCGGGCAACGAAGAAGAUGACGCUCGGGAUAAAAAUGGAAAAACGAUGAGCGAAAAAUGGACAAAGGUCCAAGAAGAGGCGUUGGCGAAGGCGUGGGUACAUUGCUCUACCAACAAAAAGAAGGGCAAUCAACAAAACCACGAUAGUUUUUGGCGUAAAAUUUUAGAUCAUUUUAACGCCACCGUCGGCGGAAGUAACCGGACCGUGCAUCAAGUACGGUCUAAAUGGAACCCGAUGAAAGCGAAAAUAAACUUUUUCAACGGCCUAUACCAACAAGCGGAUCGCACACGAGGAAGCGGAUGUAAGGAUCUCGACGUGAUGAAAGUCGCGUUAACAUAAUUUAAAGAGAGAUUUUCGAACGGUUUUCAACAUGUCGAGGCGUGGGAGGUCGUUCGAAAACACGACAAAUGGGCCCAAGUCCCAUUGUUGGGUGAGGAAGGUGAAGGUUCGGCACAUAAAAGAAAGCCCGUUGACGUGGACCCUUCGAUACCGAAUAUGAACGAAGACCCCUCGCCACAAAGACCACAACGGCGAGACAAGCGUCAAGCGUCAAGCGACAUCGUCCGAGGGAAGCUCGGCCGAGUUGGCGGCACAAUUCAAAGAGUACACCGCCAUGAAAGAAGCGAAGCAAGCGAUGGAAUUGGAGGCGAUCUAAUUGAGGAAGAAAAGAGAGUCGGAGGCUCGCGAGCUCAUAUCGGAACAACGCGAGACGAUGAAAAACUACAAUUACGAUCGAGAUAUGAAAACAUUCCUCAAGCCGCACGACGAUGCUCCGCCAAAUAUGUUGCCGUUCAUCCUCGCCUGAAAGCGCGAAAUCGCUGACCAUGCGAUUUCUAAAAUUUUUAUUUUCUAGUUUUAAUGUAAUUUUUAUUUUCUAGUUUGAAUGUAACUUUUAUUUUCUAGUUUGAAUUUAAUUUUUAUUUUUA